UGAGUUUAUUUCGUUACCAUUGAGAAUAAAAUAAUAUGAAUAUCACAUUAAUAUAAAUAGUUAAAAAACCAACAAAAAAUUAACGUAACAACAGAAACGUUAAAAUAGUAAACAAAAUAACCAUAUGUAUAUAAAAAAAAUGUGUACCAAAAAAAUAAAAACAAAUUAAGAAAGAAAGCUUUAUUCCCGUAAAAAUUAAAGAAAAAAUGUGUUAUAAGUGGAGUAAUGAACCAUUAAUAUAUUAAUAAAUGAAAAUAAAUUGAAAAUAAAUAAUAAUGAAGAAUGAAGAAGAAAAAAACGUAUGGUGAAUAAAAUAUGUAAUAAUUAACCUAAUAUGAAUGUGUAUAAAAUAAAAAAAUGCAUACAUAUAGUGAUUUUAAAGUGUCUAAAAGUAAUCGGUUUCAUAUAUCUGCUAUACUAGAUUAUGAAGCUUAAAUACAUUUAGUGUUUACGCUAAAAUAAACGUAAAGUGCUCAAUAAAAAACAACACGCCAAGCUAUUUAUUAAUAUUGACUUAAAUAAAAUCGUUGCAAUUAUGGUCUCAAAUUUAAUUAACAUGCCCUCAUGUCCUUUGUGUUAAUCAGAGUUUAUUAUAUAGUAAAUAAUCAUAUAUCAUUAGUGUUAAAAUACCACUAAAAUAAAAAAAAACAUAUAUAUUUUUAGCUCGUAUAUAGCUAGAAAAUACAAACAUACGUGAUCCAUUAUGCAACACUGUUAUUUUACUAGAUAAUGCUUUAAUGUAUGUACAUGAAUGAGCCUUUGAUGUGGAAAAAUAAUAAAAGUUACGGCCGCCAGUUCGUGUAUCAUAUUAAGUUAUGUAUGUGCUUCACUCAACACUCGUAAAAAGAUAAAUCGAGCACAUUAAUAAUUUUAUUUGGUUUCUCUAAACAAAACCUUUCGUACAGUAAUUAUUUAAUAACGAUUCAGUUGAAAAACACGUGUGUUGAGAAAGAGGAUAUUGUGUAAUCGUGGGUGGAAACGGGAGACGGGGACAUCUACGCGCAGCUAACAGAUGAUCCCCACAUGUCAAUUGUUGCAGCCGAAAAUGCAGGGCUUGGCCCAUGUGACUUACCAGAUUCGUGGGCACCAAACACAAAUAACAGUAACAGCAAUAUCAGUAGUAUCGUUGCGAACAGUAGAGACAUCUCAUCGUUAUCAGCAGUCUCAAAAAACUCUUCAACUACAGCUGUCCCUCUACAUAUUGAGAACAACAUUAGCUCGAAUAUUGUGUUCUUCAAAAACAAAAGUAGUACAACUACAACUGCCAUUCAAUCAGCCACUACUUUUGGAUUUUCAACAUCAUCAACGGCCAGAGCAACAACAACAACCACUUCCUGUCCCAUAUACAAGGUGCCUCUCUCAUCGCCAGCCGCCGCCACAGCCGCUGUUACGGUUACAACAGCGAGCAUUGGUAGUGUGGUAACACCCUUAGGUGUGGGUCUGGUACCCUCUACACCGACGUGCGCGCCCCAUACUGGAACAAGUACCGCUGGAACUGAAGGUUUAGCUGGUGUAUUGUUAUCAGCCUCAAUUUCAGCUGGUGGCAGUAAGAACAGUAUUUCAGCUCAGAAAACAAUUUCCAAUUUUCAAGUGAACAACGUCAAUGAUAAUACAAAUAACAGCGGCAACACCAGUUUUAGAAGUCAAACACUUCCAUUGCAACCACAACAAUUACAAUUGCAGCAGCAAAACAGCUCAUUCUUACAUAACAAACACAACAACCAAAACAACAAUAAUAGUUCUUUGGUAAAAAACAACAACCACAAAAAUUGCAACAAUUUUAAUUUAAUACUGCGACAGAAGGCUGCCGCAACUGUAAGUUUAGCUGCCGCACUGCAAAAUUCCAUCACCAUGAAUGCGGUGGCUUCACCAAUCUCAAAUAAUCCAGCGACGCCGACUCGAAAAAUUAGAAGAAAAACUGAUCCGAAAGCUAAUUUGCCACAAUCACAGAUCAAUAAAUGUAACAACGAGAAAAGGCGUCGCGAAUUGGAAAACAAUUAUAUCGAGCAAUUGUCCGAGUUUUUACAACUCAACAAACGCGGUGAUACAGCCUCAACGAAACCAGACAAAGCUGCAAUAUUGAACCAAGUAGUGAAAACGUAUCGAGAGUUUUGCGACAAAGGCCAAAGCCGUGAUAUUUCUUCUGCAACGUCAACUACUGCUCCUUCAGCUCUCAAUUCGACGACACCUAAUAACAAUAAUAGCAAUUCAACUUCAAAAAGCAACGAUAAUCGAAAUAAUACAGCAUCCACACGUUGUUUACGAUGUGCAACUGACAAUUGUUCUAUACAUCCAGUACAGCAAGGCGACGUUUCAUCGACCGAACCUCCACUCCCAGAGCCAUCGUUGCUUAACGGUCAAGUGCCCGAAAUAUCUGCCUAUUUUGAAGCCUUGGAACAUUACCUCUCAUCAGUCGAUUGGGUACUUUUACAAGUCACUGCGGACGGGAUAAUUGAGUCGUGUACGCAGAAUAUACGUGAACUAAUCGGCUAUGACAAACAGGAACUAUAUCGUAAGCCACUAUAUCAAUACCUGCACUCUGGCGAUCAUGCGAAAUUAGAUCCAAUUAUAAAUAAUAUGCCGUAUGGUGUUAGCGGAAAUGGAACUGGAGAUAUUGGUUGUGGCAGUGGUAGCCAAAGUGGCUGGAAUGAUUUGGAAGAUAGUGGUACAAAUUCGCAACAUUCAACAGCCUCGUUAGGUCCAGGAAGUGCUAAAAUUAAAAGAAAUAUAGCAGCUAAAGUGCGAAUGUUGGUCAAAGAUUUGCGGUCCGCUACUCAAACAUCCAUGUCGCACCAAAACGACCCUUUGGAUCAGAAAACUGUUGGACAACAGAUACACCCAGAGAAAUAUGAGGAAGUUAUGUUGCUUGCAACACCGAUGAAAGACGACGGAGAUACAACGUCCUCCAUAUUGUGUUUGAUCACCCGUCCUGAGGAUGAGCCAGCAAUUCAACAUGUACAACCUCAGGCGAUUGAGCAUUUAACUUUUAAACUCGACGUACACGGCAAGAUACUCAAUUUGGAUGCAACCGCACUUCGUGAACCCUAUCGUCAACAUUUGAGUAGCUGGUUGGGACGACUCUUGCAGGAUCUUUGUCAUCCCCAAGAUUUAAAUGCUCUGAAAUCACAUUUACGCGAGGUUCAAGAGUCAGCUGCAUCAGUCCAUUUGAUGAAUUCGCCGGCGGCACACUCACCCGGUGGAACGCCUGCUACACUAAUUAAUCCUCCCAUUGCGAACGUUAUGUCACGUCCAUUUAGAUUACGUUUCGGUGCACCCGACGUUUAUGUUCAUGUUAAGGCUAAUUCACGACUUUUUUUAAAUCAGUCGCAAACUGAGGGUGAUUAUAUUAUGUCACUGCAAACAAUACUUAAUACGGAUAAUGAUAUAGGCGGGGGAGGUAUUGGAGGUUUGAACAUCGGAAGUAUCGGUAACAGUAACAUAAUGCCAUCUAGCAGUUUGUCUACAAUGUCGCCCACUCCAUCAUUAGUUUCGCCACUUUCUCUCCCCUUGGACUCACUUGUUAAUAACAAUUCAUCGUGCUCCUCAUCGUCAGCCUCAGCAUUAGCAAGUGUAAGUAGCGGAGCCCACAUGCUAGGUGGACUAGUUGGAGGUGGUGGCAUGCCACCACAUAGCACCCAAACUACUAAUGUGGGUGGACCACUAAUGACUUCAGCUGUUAUCAAUGGUACCGGAGGUGGUACACAGCGUAACAAUCCUGCUGUAGCUACUUCGGCAUCGACUUCGAAUAAUUCCACCUUAGUAAAUUCUUUUACUGCAUCGCCUGCUGGCCCCGAAGCAACGAUUUUCUAUAGCUCCGACCCCUUUGAUUUUGACUUGGCACAUUCCAGUUUUGAAAUGGACGCCACUGGUUGGACGGAUUCGCGUCCAAAUUCUCGUGCUUCUGUUACUACUCCGGUAAGCACUCCGCGUCCACCUUCAGCGGGACAUGGAUUCAGUCCGGCAGUAUGUGCUUCACCAUCGACGCCAUAUCAACUGUCGUCACACUCAGCUGCAAGCUUGCCUUCACCUCAGUCAAAUACAAGUCAGCCGUCGUCUGCUGGCCCCGGCGUUAGUGGAGGUCCGUUUGGUUUUGGCUUCCCGACGUUCGAGACAAGUGAUAAGAAUAAUGAUAAAGAACACAUGAACGCUGGCAUAAACAGCAGUGGCAGCAUGAGUGGCAAUAAUUCAGGACCUCCAGGUAGUUCUAGUGGUGCGUUAAGCGGCAGUGCAAAUUUACCAAAUGGUGGCCCGCCAUUACUAACCACUGUGACUAAUAUGAGUCAAGUAUCUGCACAGCCCAAUCCACCUCAACCGGAGUCAGAGCGUUUACGGCAUUUAUUGACGAAUAAAUCGCAUUCAAUGACCUCAGGAAUGAACACGGGCGAUGGUGAUAAGGAUCACCUUAACCUACGGCAUAAGUUUUACAAUCAGGGUCUACUCAAUUCCGACGAAGAUAAGGAUGGUGGAGGUGCCGGCGGUAGCAACAGGGGUUCGUCCGGAAUGUUCAAAAUGGGCGCUGCUGGUAUAACGAAUGCGCGCCUAUUUGGUGGUGGUGCAUUACCAAAAUCUUCGAACUCCAGCAAUCCCAUGUUACUGUCGUUGCUUAACGAGAAAUCGGAGGAUGAUGAUGGCAAAGGACCUUCCCUUGGUCGACAGAGUGAAUUAAUGCGUCAAUUACAAAAAGACGAUGGUCACUUUAGUCAUUCACAUGGUCAUAGUCACGGACAACAUCACUCCAAGGACAUGUCGCAAGAGGAUUUACUUAAAAGUUUAAAGUACCAAGGUGACCCAACAACUCGCAAGCGUUCACUCAAUGAACCGGAUGAUGGCAUAUUAGCAAAACGUGAGAGUGACCGUCCAUCCAAGCUGCGUGAAAGCAAUAAAAUGCUUGCUUCGCUGUUAGAAAAUCCGCCAAAGAACCCCAUAGUAACUGUACCACCUCAAGUCAAAACUAUACCUGACAUUGCACCAUCAGCAAGCCGCGGCAAUUCGGCCCUCGGUGUCAUGAGUGUUUCAGCACCAAAUAGCCUAGGCGGCAUGCCUCCAAAAAGUGGCACAAUGACAACGACAUCAUCGAUAAGUGCUGGCAAUUCCGUCGGUGGUGUUGGACGGAGUAGUAGUAUACGUAAACAAUAUUCCGAUACCUACCUCACGCUGCAACAUCAGCAACAACUCCAUCUACAACAACAACAACAACAACAACAGUGUUUAGGUAACAUUCAGCGCCCUUCACAUCAGCAGCCAACUCAACUAUCUCAACCGCCAAUAAACUUUGCUUCAUCAGACGCCUUCGGAACAUCUCUACAUAAUACCACAGCUACCUCAGGGACAGCCAACGUCACAGCAUCGAUUGUGACAUCACAAGCGAGCUCCCAAUUAGCCGGCCCUAGCGGCGCCGAUGGCGAUUCAGAAUUGUCUAAGAUUUUGGAUAGCGUUAUGGAUUACGUUUCAGACGAUGGACCCUUUGUAUCAGCACCUACUCCUACUGCCUUGUCUGGAUUAACACAGCAAGAGAUUAAUGAGCGCAUGGCUAUUAAUGCUAUUCAAAAUUCAUUGAUGGUUGAGACAUCUCAACUGCAACAGCAACAACAUCAUCAACAACAGCCACAACCGCCGGCCUAUCCCGGCAACGUAAUGGGUGGUGGCAGUGGAGGGGGCACUGGAUCGGGUUUGUCACAGCAACAACACCAACUCCAGCUGCAGCAUCAUCUACAAAUGCUCCAAAGGCAACAAGCUGCCAUUGGUGGCAAUCAACAGUCAACUCAGGUACAACAAAUGUUGGAGGUACUACGUGUUAACGCCAAUCAAAGCUUCCAACGUCCGCCACCUAUGUAUUCGGCGUCGCGUAACCGGGGCCCAAUGAAUGCCGUUACUACACCUGGAGGUUCUGUUUUGCCAGCACAUCAGCAGUACCGAAUUCGUCAACAGCAGCAACAGCAGCAACAACAAAAAGAACGUCUUCUACAGCAACAACAAAAGCAGCAACUUUUGGUUCCUGAGAGUGCAACAGCGCGCACAGAUCAGUUAUGUCUAAAUCCAAACAUCAACAACAUUGGUUCACUGUUGAAUAAUACAGUAGCUCCAAAUGUUGCUUUGUCUCGUACCAACUUGCCGCCCGAUUCUCAACUGAGUCCGAAUUUUGCACAGAAUUUACUUCAACAACAACAAUUAAGUCCAGGUCAACGUAAUGCACCCUUCAGUCCACAAUCUAAUGCAGGUUAUGCAUCGCAAUUUUCACAGAGCGGACAACGUCUAUCGCCCCAUCAUCAACAUCAUAUUUCACAACAACAACAACAAGUGAAUGCCCAGCAGCAACAACAGAUGUCGUUUCAGGCUGCCCAAGCCGCAAACGCUAAUGUCGCUCCGCAGCUAUCACCACGCCAACCGCCUUUUACUGGGGGCCCAGGUAAUGUACAAUCGCAAACUGGCAUGCCGAAUACGUCAUCACAACAAUGGAAUGCUGGUGGUAAUGUCAGUACGGCAAGUGUGCAGCUAAGUGGAAAUUUGACAACUCAACGCAGUCACUCAUUACAACAACACAAUCCUAUGUUAAGCGCGCAAUUGCAACAGGGAGUUAGUUCUUAUACAACACGUCCGUAUCAAAAUCAGCGGCGAAGUCUCAACUCUCCUAACGGAGGUGGUGUAUCUGGUAAUGCAGUUGCUAGUAAUAUCGGCACCAAUGUCAGUCUGCAGAGGCAAAAUUCUUUUCAAGGAGGUGAAUCUAGUGGUUUUGGAGGUACAUCAAAUUCUCCGUCUCCACAGUCACCAUAUGGGGGAUCUAGCUCAAAUGUAUUCCAGCAACAACAAAUGCAACGAAUGCAACGCCAAAGUAGCGUUCCGCAAACUACCCAACAUUUACCUGGCUCUCCGCGCCCUUUCAGUGCGAAUGUAAAUCACGAAAAUAUUGUAGGCACAAGCGGCAAUGGCGCCGCCACUAGCCUCGGCAUAAAUGGCGGUGUCAGCGUCGGCGGCAGUGUCGGUAUUGUUGGUUUUGGUGGCAUGAUGUACAAAAACAUGCAGCAUGCUGCUCAUGCAGCCCCACAACAAACACAAAACGAUUUUUAUGGUCGCGUGCAGGCCGCAGGUAAUGCAGCAAAUUCAUCUGAUUUUGUAAAGCAAGAAUUGCGGGCUGUAGUGAGCGUACGUGCUCAACAACAGGCUGCUGCCGCUGGAGGUGCUGGCGCUUCUUCUGGUGGCAACGGAGUACCAGGUGGUGGCGGAGGUAAUGGCGGUCCUGGCGGUCUGCGAAUAACUUCCACUCCGCAGAGUCCAUUGAGCAGUGCUCAACAGGGACCAAUGAGUGGUGGCUCUUCUGGAGGUUUAAAUAGUACAAAUUCGCUUAGCAUGCAACAACAUCAAUCUGGGUCGAUAGGUACUGGAGUUAGCCAAAACACUCUACUUAAUACACCACCAGAUCCCUCCAUGAAUUUUACCUUCGAUGCACAAGAUUUCUUUGGCAGCAAUGUUACAAGGUGACCAUAAAAAGUAUGAAAUUCAAUGUACACGUCUAACGGCCGCCAACAAUAAAACAAUAAAAGGAACUACAUAUGGGCAUGAACGAAAAAAAGAGAUGAAAAUUUAUUAAAAUUAGUAACAUGUAUAUAGCAACCAUAAAAUUUUAAUUAUUUUCUUGUGUUAAAAAACUAUUUUUUCAAUUAUGAAAAUUGAAAGCAAAAUGAGAAACAUGUACCAAGGUGCAAUAGAAUCUUAGCAUUUAUUUACAUAAUACUGUUACAAAUAUAUCAGCAUAGCUAAAAAUUAAAAAAAAAAUGUUAAAUAUAUGUAUGUGCAUACAAUUACAUAAAACUAUAAUAUAAUUUUGGGUAAAUUAUAGGAUCUUUGAAAUUUCGUUUCAUGAAAAAGACCAAUAUAAAAACUGAUUAAAACCACAACAACCGAAUGAAAGCUUGUUAAGAACUACAAAUAUGCAUAAUCGAAUUCCAAGCUGGUAGGUCUUAUUGAAUUUUAUGUAUCUAUAUGAAAAUACUGUAUUACUGAAAAUUAAAAAUAUAAUUGCGUAAACUAAUUAAAACCUGUUAUCAUCAGUUCAAUAUUAAAAAAAAUUAAAUGUAGAUAUUAAAAAAAGAUAACGCAGACUGCAAACAAAUUGACGAUGGAAUAGAAAAAAUUGCUAUUAGUAGAAUCCUCAUGAGGGUGGAUUGGCCAGAUUAAAUACCAUAGUCCAAUUCUAAUUUGUUAAACGAUGUAAUUUGUUAGAAUGACAUAAAACAGUGGGGACAUGUAACAGACUAGUAGUGGAUGAAACGACACUAAUUACAUAGUAAAAUAGCGUUAAAAUUGCAGAACGCAUGUGUAUAUAUUAUACAAAUCAAAUUCAAAAUUAAUUAAAUUUUUGCAAGUGGAAAUUGAGGAAACUAAUUAAAUAUUAAGCGUUAUGUUUAAGUACAUAAUUCUUAAAAAACACUAAUGAAAGUAAUGUUUAAAGUUUUAAAUAUUUCGAACUGUUAAACAGUUAAAUUUAAUCCAAGUAACAUAUUAAAUAAGGGGAAACGGUAAACGAUUUUGUUAUCACAAUAUUUAAACAGAGUAUUUUUCACCGCACCAACUAAAAACAAAGUUUUCAAAAAAAUCAUGAUUAAAUGAAUUUAUAAAAUAAAUGAUAGAAAUGUUAAAAAACCUUAAAAACAAGCAUACAGUUUCAAACAAAAAAUGCAGUGAUAUAUGAAAAUAACGUAUAAAAUCUAUAAUCGAAAAAGUGUAUAAAUUUAUUAUUUAAAAAUGUAUGUGUACAAUGUAAAUGAUAAGUAAGAAUUACGUUGGUAAACGUAAAAGUUGGAGAAAUAUAGCCAAAAAUUAAAAAGCAAGAUAAGCAUUUUAUGAACAACGUUUUUUUAUAAAAAAAACUUAUAUCCUUGAAUACGCUUGACUUGGAAAAUUCGUACAUAUAUAAUUUAUCCACUUUCUAAUUCCAGUAAUAUUUUUGAUAUUGUUUAAAUCUUGACCAUGUUAUUUAUUUUGUUCCAAGUAAUUUUUUUUAGUUUUUAAAUGAGAGAAUUUACACUGGACGAUUAGAGUAAAAAAUCAAUGCACAGUUGUCGUCGUUAUCGAUUCUUAUUUUAAUAUUUUGAUUCAUUAGAAUAUGAAUGUUAGUAAUAAGUUUGAAGCUUGUCCCUGGUUUAUUUAAAAAACUAUUGUCCGUUAAUAUAACUUUUCUUCCUGAAAUACAGUCACAUAAGAAUUUACUAGAUAUCACGUAUAGGAAUACGAAUGAACCUAAUUAAAGAUGAUCUAAUUUUUAUAAAUCUUUAUAUAAUUAUAUUACGUUUUCAAAUAACUUCUUAAUUUGUUUUCAUUUUCAUGCAUAUAUAAUAUAUCGGGGUUUUUCUUAAUUAGAGUUUUUAGUUAUUAUCUAUUGAUCUAAAAUUGUGAAAAAAUGAUGGUUAUUAUAAAUACAUUGAUACUUUAUAAUUAUAUCAUUCGUUUUAAACAUUUUUUCUUUUUAAAAUAGUUUUUGCAAUUAAGCAAAAAACGAAGGGGAAUAAUUAAAUUGUGAGAUAUUAGUCCAAUAAAUACACAUAGCAUGUAAUUUACCCAAUAUUGGUGUAAAAUAAAAACAAUAAAUAUAAAACCUAGUUAAUUGUCAUAACUUUAGUAAUACAAUUAAGUCUAAUUAAUGAAAAAAGAAUGAAGUUUUUAUUGUUAAGGUGUUAAGUGGCUAAAACACUAUUGUUUGCUUUAUUAAUUUAUUAAACAGGUUAAAAGGGCAAUGAAACUUUCAAAUACAAUAUGCAUUAAAUAAUAUAAAUAACUAUUACUUGAUUUUUUGUUAGUUAAUUUAAACGUAACAUAGUGUAUCUGAUAUGCAAUGUAUUUAUGUAGGUGCAGCAACUGUUAAGGGUAAAUUAUUGUUAUUUUUUUAAUUAUCUAAAAAUAUUGUUUUUUAUUAAUUACACAUUAAGUUUUUCUACGGAUGUAAUUCUAUAUAAAGAUAUUCUUAAACACGUUGUACACCGUAUAUAGGCACCAAACGUAUAUUUUUCGUGUCGUAGUUAAUAUCAGUAAAGUUAUAACUUUUAUAAUAAAAAUUAAUAGUAAAUUUUUUCUACUAUUUAAGCCUUUUCCGUUUUUGUCCGCUUAAGUUUGUAAUGCAAAUUAAUAAAAAUGUAAAGUUGACAUAAUAAAAA
This is a messenger RNA of Zeugodacus cucurbitae (melon fly), 10145 nucleotides long. It is a transcript of the gene tai, whose product is annotated as nuclear receptor coactivator 2. The record is from RefSeq and is a predicted model, not a curated record. Gene Ontology annotation, biological process: positive regulation of transcription by RNA polymerase II; cellular response to hormone stimulus. Gene Ontology annotation, cellular component: nucleus. The transcript is spliced from 14 exons. Gene Ontology annotation, molecular function: nuclear receptor binding; protein dimerization activity. NCBI's taxonomy places the organism in Eukaryota, Metazoa, Arthropoda, Insecta, Diptera, Tephritidae. The coding region runs from base 1024 to 7476 and encodes 2150 amino acids.